Guyanagaster necrorhizus is the source of this 1131-nucleotide messenger RNA. RefSeq lists its product as uncharacterized. The coding region runs from base 1 to 1131 and encodes 376 amino acids. The transcript is spliced from 7 exons. Lineage: Eukaryota; Fungi; Basidiomycota; Agaricomycetes; Agaricales; Physalacriaceae. The record is from RefSeq and is a predicted model, not a curated record.
AUGUCUGCUGUCUCUGCUAACACCAUUCCUACUCUCAAAUCCCUCAUUCAGCAUGCUGACACCUUGCUGAAGAGUCUUCUCAAUGCCAAUGUGCAGCUGCUGCAAACUUCAGCAUAUUUUGAUGAGGCUGCCAAGGUCCAGUACUUGCUUCAAGCAUACUAUCCAUCCACUCUCAAGGAGCCUUUCCUUGCUGACUUCAUUUCUAUUGUUGAUGGCAAGGUAUCCCAGAAGAAUUUUCAUAACUAUUGGGAACCUUCUUUGGAGAUCAAGAUUAGUCGAUUGCCAGCUACUACUGGUGGUCAUUAUUCUGUAGCUCUAUUUACUCUGGUAUUGACACCAGUCCCAGCAAAUGAGACUGUGCCUGAUUCUCCUGGCACUAUCUCUACUCUGGUGUCCAUUCUUGAUGAUGAACUUAUCACUCCAGAGGUUGCUCAACCUAGAGCUCCUAGUCUUAAUGGACCAUCUAUGGUUUCUUUUGAUAAUUCACCACAUUCUUUCAUUGAGAAGUUUGCCAAGAAACAGGGCAUUCUGAAAGAUGCCAUGGAUAUUGGUGAAAAGAUUACUGAUCUCUAUCAUCAGCCUUUCAACAAGGCAGACCUCUGCUAUGGAGAAACCUUCUAUGCCUAUUGUUCAGGCACUCCUAGCCAUGCAGUGCAUACUCAUCCUGCUCACUCUGCUAAGGAUGACGAUCAUCUGAAUACUAUUGAUGAACUGAUCAAUCUUGACCCAUAUGGCACUAAAUCUCCCACAGAAAUUCCAGCCGAUCCUCAUACUGAGGAAGUUGUCAGUAACACGAAGAGUUAUGUUGGUGUCAACUUCAAACAAUUUUCUUUCUGCGGUUAUGAAUCCAUCACAUCUUUGGUGAAAACUAAAGCUGCAUUCUACCAUUGUCUCAAGUCCAAUACCUGUGAGCUAUACUUGCAACUCAAGCUUCGUCAUGUCCUGGUUCAGCAUUACUGUCUUGUUAUGGCCAAACUUGAUGCAGCGCAUAUUCAAGAGGAAGCCAAGGGAGAUACCUCAGUAGUGGGGGGAGAUAAUCUCCUGUUGGCAUUGGCAUGCUCCGGUCUAGCUCUGGAAACAAGCGAUCAUUUAGUAUACAACACGAGAGUGAUUCUGGGGCUUACUGCAUAA